Messenger RNA from Neofelis nebulosa (Clouded leopard), 3964 nucleotides. It is a transcript of the gene ATF6, whose product is annotated as activating transcription factor 6. NCBI's taxonomy places the organism in Eukaryota, Metazoa, Chordata, Mammalia, Carnivora, Felidae. The transcript is spliced from 16 exons. Bases 238 to 2067 code for a protein of 609 amino acids. Gene Ontology annotation, biological process: regulation of transcription by RNA polymerase II; endoplasmic reticulum unfolded protein response. Gene Ontology annotation, molecular function: DNA-binding transcription factor activity, RNA polymerase II-specific; RNA polymerase II cis-regulatory region sequence-specific DNA binding. Gene Ontology annotation, cellular component: nucleus. The record is from RefSeq and is a predicted model, not a curated record.
AAAGGGAACUAGUUACUCGGAGAUCUGCUGAAAAGGAGCUCGGUCUCUGACGUUUCUCCUUUCUGAUUUGCGCAAGCUCCCCGGGGCAGCGGGCGUAGUUUGUCUUCGCUCGGCCACCGUCCCCGCGCCGGGACGGGGUAUUUUGUCCGCCUGCCGCCGCCGUCCGAGCUGUUAGUCACCGAGUUCCAGGCCGCGGGAGCGUGGGGUGUGCGGGAGCCGGCUGGCGUUGCCGGCACCAUGGAGUCGCCUCUUAGCCCGGGCCUUUCUCACCGAGCGAACGAGGAUUGGGAUUCUGCUCUGUUUGCUGAAUUUGGCUAUUUCACAGACACUGAUGGCCUGCAGUUGGACACGACAAAGGAAACUUACGAAAAUAAUUUUGAUACUCUUGAUUUUGACUUGGAUUUGAUGCCUUGGGAGACAGGCAUUUUGGACAUCAACAACCAGUUCUGUACAGGCAUUAAGGCAGAGCCUCAGCCACUUUCUCCAGCCUCUUCGAGUUGUUCAGUCUCCUCUCCUCAGUCCGUGGACUCUUGUUCUUCAACCCAGCACGUUCCUGAGGAGUUGGAUUUGUCUUCUGCUUCCCAGAUGUCUCCCCUUUCCUUGUACGGUGAAAGCUCUCAUAGUCCCUCCUCAGCAGAGCCACUGAAAGAAGAUAAGCCCAUCAUUGGCCCUAGGAGCAGAGUUGCAAAUGGAAUGACUCCAAAGAAAAAAAUUCAGAUGACUUCAAAACCUUCAAUUCAGCCCAAGCCUUUAAUACUUCCAGCAGCACCCAAGACUCAGACAAACUCCAGCGUUCCAGCAAAAACCAUCAUAAUUCAGACACUGCCAACACUGAUGCCAUUGGCAAAACAGCAACCAAUUAUCAGCAUACAUCCUGCACCCGCUAAAGGUCCAACAGUAGUGCUCUCUUCGCCUGCCGUGGUCCAGCUUCAGGCACCUGGAGUCCUGCCCUCUCCUGCCCCGGUCCUUGCUGUCACCGGGGGAGCCACGCAACUACCUAAUCCCAUGGUGAAUGUGGUGCCGGCCCCUGUGGCCAACAGCCUGGCGAAUGGAAAACUCUCUGUGACUAAACCUGUCCUACAAAACACCGUGAGAAGUGUGGGCUCGGAUAUUGCUGUACUAAGGAGACAGCAACGUAUGAUAAAAAAUCGAGAGUCCGCGUGUCAGUCCCGCAAGAAGAAGAAAGAAUAUAUGCUUGGCUUGGAGGCCAGGUUAAAGGCCGCGCUCUCGGAGAAUGAGAAGCUCAAGAAGGAAAACGGGUCACUGAAGAGGCAGCUGGACGAAGUGGUGUCCGAGAACCAGAGGCUUAAAGUUCCUAAUCCGAAACGAAGAGCUAUCUGUGUGAUGGUGGUGUUGGCGUUUAUAGUGCUCAACUAUGGACCCAUGAACAUGUUGGAACAGGAUUCCAGGAGAAAGAAUCCUAGUGUGAACCCUGCAAAUCAGAGGAGGCAUCUUCUAGAAUUUUCUGCUAAAGAGGUGCAAGACACAUCAGAUGGUAUCAUCCAGAAAAACAGCUACAGAUACGAUCAUUCUGUUUCGAAUGACAAGGCCCUGAUGGUGCUCAGCGAAGAGCCACUCCUCUAUAUCCCUCCCCCUCCUUGUCAGCCCCUGAUUAACACCACAGAAUCUCUCAGGUUAAAUCAUGAGCUUCGAGGAUGGGUUCACAGGCAUGAAGUAGAAAGGACCAAGUCCAGAAGAAUGACGAAUAAUCAACAGAAAACCCGUAUUCUUCAGGGUGCUCUGGAACAGGGCUCAAAUUCUCAGCUCAUGGCUGUCCAAUACACAGAAACCACUAGGAUCAGCAGGAACUCAGGGAGUGAGCUGCAAGUGUAUUAUGCGUCACCCAGAAGUUAUCAAGACUUCUUUGAAGCCAUCCGCAGAAGGGGAGAUACGUUCUAUGUUGUGUCAUUUCGAAGGGAUCACCUGCUGUUACCAGCUACCACCCAUAACAAGACCACAAGACCAAAGAUGUCAAUUGUAUUACCAGCAAUAAACAUAAAUGACAGAAACUGUUACGAGAUCAUCUGGCACAGAAUCCACGCUAGUUCUGUGAACGAUGGCAGGUAACCGGGAGCUUGGCUAGACACGUCCGCGAAAGCAGUCCCUGCCCCGAGUCCACCCCGGGUCCGCUGAGCCCUCAGCCACUUGCUUCUGUGAGCACAUUUCCUGUGCCUCCCACCCAGGUAUUUCCAGAAGAUGCUACCGGGUGCCUGCCUUCAAACCUACAGCCUUUCUCGUCCAGGAGUAAAUGCUGGGAAGAACCUCCCGCCUUUUCCCCCUGGUGCUAACGCUUCUGUGAGGCAACUGCGGGUCCUCUAAAAAGAUGUUUUGGCUCUAUCAGUGACACCUAUUAGCUGUUCGUGAGAGAGCAUGAGAAAUUCUCUGGAGUUCAAAACACCAAAAUGACAUCCUUGGUAAAAAAUCUCUUUAUGAUUUGAGUAUCAUGGUUAAGAGCAAGAAUCUCUGGGACUUUGGCCUCGAAGCUGUUCUCAGAGCGCGUUGUAUACAUUCCACGAGGGCCUUGGGGGACGGAGCAGGCUUAGGUUGGAGUUUCCAGCCCGCUUUGUCAUCGUCACAGCUGAGCGGAGUGCUGGAAUGUGACAUUUCGUCAGUUGUGCCCAUUCCUCAUCCAGUAUUUAUCAUUUUCCCGUGUGGCAGCUCUUGUGUUAAAAAAACAAACACCUGCUUUGAUUUUGCGAGGUUAGUUUGUAAAACACACGAGAGGAAGAAACUCCUCUCUGCUGGACUUCACCCCCGGGUUUCACCCCUCACUCUCUGCUCCUACUUGUUCCUCAGCAAGUCGGAUGGCAUUUACUGAGCGGAGCAUUUUAUGGUUAAUUCACCUUUAAACUUUCCAAAAUGCCAUCUGGCUUCGUGCCUGCAGAGCCACAGUACCAGGACUUACUCAGGAGCCUUGUAAACACGACUGCUGCUCUUUUCCAAAAGAAUGGAAGCCACAGAGAGACAGAAAGAGAGAGAGCGAGCUAGAGAGAGAAUGGCUUCCUUGCUGAAAAGAAAAGUUACUUUUUAUGGCUCGGAGAGUAGUCGUGUAACUACAGCAAGCGAUGGCUUGUCUGUGUCUCACUUUAUAAUAAUUCAAAAUCAUGAUAAAUUCUUGGAGAAGGUGCAUUUGUUCUAAGAUCCCUAAGUCGUGCUGCUUGCAGACGUAUGUGGUACUGGUGUCAGAAUCCACUGAACGGAAAAAUCCCUCAAUGUGUAGAGUAAUAUGUUCCAAACGACUCUGUGUUAUGAAGUCAAAAACACUCCACAGUCGUUAAGCUGUUUCUUUUGAGUAUCUGAACAAGGGUAACGGCCCGUACCUUCCUCACUCCGUCGGUUGGGGACUUGAGUUCAUAGCAGAGCAGAGCCUUAAUUGAUCUUGGUGGUGACCUUCCUAGCUCUUCAGGCACAUAUCCUCCUCCUCCUGUAGAUAAUGUAGAGAUCCUUCCUCGCUUGUUAGGCAGCUUCUCUAGAUUGGUGUCUCGCCCUAGCAAAAGGGAGCGUCCUUCCUUCCAUCUUUUCCAGAAUAUUUUCUCAUUAGUCCAUCUGCAGGAGCAAAGCGGACAUUGAAAAUGCCCAGGUGAGCGUCAGCCACCUGUCAGGCACUCAUCAGUCACUUCUCUUCUGUGAUCGUAUUUCUGUGGGGCUCGAACCCAUGAACCGUGAGAUCGUGACCUGAGCCAAAGUCGGACACUUAACCGACUGAGCCACCCAGACGCCCUAUGAUUUCUUAAAAUCCUACUUGUUAUCAAAGACCUAUGUCUAAAAAACAAUUCUUUUCUAUUCUUUGAAAUAAUAAAAUCUUAAAUGACUCAACAUCCAGGUUUCAGCUAAGAGCGAGAUUGAAUCAGCAGCCUCAGAUUCUCCACAUCUAUUUAGCCUUACCUAUUGUUAACCAAACUUGCCUGUGAGCCGGGCUGCAUGUUGCAAAACUUAGAGCAAUAAAACUAUUUAUAAAUCCAAA